GUUAUCUGGUAUAUUGUUUACAUCUUGAAGUGCGCAUAAUGCAAUCAUCUUAAUUUCGAUUUUAAGAAUUAUCACCUAAUUAGUGCAGAUAUUAUUUUUAACGUAUUUAAUGUAACGUUUAAAAUAACAUAUUUAUCAAUUAAUUAUAUACUAAAAUGGUCUACAAAAGAAACUAUAAAAGAUGUUCUGUACCUUUUUGCAAUAGUAACAAUAUAGAUUUUAAAAGAAUUAGCUUUUUUAAAUUUCCAAAAGAUGAGAAACUCCGUAAUAUUUGGAUGAAGAAUUGUGGCGUGGAUUUUCAACCUGAAGCAUUCCUGUCGUAUUUUAAAUGUCCUAAAAUAUGCGAAGAACAUUUUGAAAAAACAAUGUAUCGGCGUUUAAAUAAUUUUUGUUCUCUGCAUCACGAUGCAGUUCCAACAUUGUUUAAUGAUGAAACAUUAAAACAUAAAGAACUGAAAGAUAAUCAAGUAAAUACUGAGUUUCCAAAUCAAAAUAUCAAUUCAAAUCCUUUAAAUUCUUUUUUCCACGAUAAAGUCAGAAAGUCGAUAUUAUCAAAUUUAUGUUCUGUGCCAUUUUGCAUUAAUAUUAGUAGAAGAAUAGAGAAUGGGAAACCCCUUAAGUUUUAUACAUUUCCAAAGGAUGAUAAUCUCCGCGGUGUUUGGAUAAAAAAUUGUGGACUGGAAUAUUUUUAUGAAGAACUUAAUGCUCGUAAACGGCUCAAAGUAUGUGAAAAACAUUUUGAAACUAAAAUGUUUAAAAAGCAAUCAAUUUUGCCAACUGCGGUUCCAACAUUAUUUAGUGACCUAUCAAUAAAUUAUAUAAAUCAUAAAGAAAGUGAAGUUUUCCUAAAAUCUACUAUUAAACCACAGUCUCAUUGUCUAAAUAUUAGCUCAGCUCAUGAAACUUGUUUGAAUUAUGGUGAACAGAAUAAAGAUCAAAGUAAUUCAUUUUGUUUGCCAUCACCUUAUAUCGAUGAACACUUCAGUGAAUCAAAACCCGAUUUGUUUAACUCUUCUGUUACAAAAACUGAAACAAAUAGAACAAUGGAUUUAAUCAAUAGUGAAUCAGUAUCAUUUACAAAUUUUGAUUGUGGUGGUCAAACGCCAGAGUGUUCGUCUCAUACUAGUUUGAAUCAACAGAACUUAAAUCUAAAACAACAAUAUGUAAAAACGAAUUUUGAAAAACUCAACGAAACAACAGUACACCUUGUCGAUGACUACAACUGUCGUUUGCAACCAAAUUUUUGUAAUACGUUAGAAUUUGAAAUAGAAAAGAAUGACUCGAUUAAAUUUACAGAUAGUUUUAAGUAUAAAUGUAUAGACGAUAGUGCAAAGAAUUCAUUCGUCUCUUCUAACAUGUAUUCGAUAACAAAUAUGCCUAAUAAUUCGUUAUCUUCAAGUCCACAAUUAAUGCUUAAUGAUAUGAAAAAAUAUUUAUCGAUUGACAAAGAGGAUAAAUUAAAUAGCAAUGGCAGUUCUAUUAAUCAAGUAAGAAAGAUUAAAAAAAGUAUAGCUCGUUUACAACAAUUUGUGAAUAAAAAAGAAUCUUCAAGAAAUUUCCUUUUAAUGAGUAAAAAAUAUUUACCACCAGAUUUGUUUGAUGAUGUCUUAGAUCAUGUUCUAAAACAAAGAAAAAUUUUUGGUAAAUUUUGAAAACAAAAAGUAAAACAAUUGAAAAUUUCUAAAAACUCAUUAUGAUCAGAAUAACAUUACCAUUUUUGUGUACAUUAUUAUUUAGGUAAUGUUCACUGUUAAAUUUAAUUUUUUAUGAUAAGUAAUUACGAAAUUGUAUUUUAAA
Daktulosphaira vitifoliae (grape phylloxera) is the source of this 1797-nucleotide messenger RNA. RefSeq lists its product as uncharacterized. The coding region runs from base 156 to 1652 and encodes 498 amino acids. The record is from RefSeq and is a predicted model, not a curated record. The transcript is spliced from 3 exons. Lineage: Eukaryota; Metazoa; Arthropoda; Insecta; Hemiptera; Phylloxeridae.